Molecule: messenger RNA, 711 nt
Organism: Acanthosepion pharaonis
Lineage: Eukaryota; Metazoa; Mollusca; Cephalopoda; Sepiida; Sepiidae
Source: the annotation of a GenBank genome assembly
AUGUGUUCUUAUCAGCUUGAUUUUGUCUCCACUCUUAUCUUUCUUUCUUUCUUUCUUUCUUUCUUUCUUUCUUCCUUCCUUCCUUCCUUGCUUGCUUGCUUGAUGGCUUUCUUUCUUUUUUCUUUCUUUCUUUCUUUCUUUUUUUCUAUGAUUCUGUGUCUCCACUCUCAUCUUGCCUUCUUUCUUUCUUUCUUUCUUUCUUUCUUUCUUUUUUCUUUCUUUCUUUCAUUUUCUUUCUUUCUUUUUCUCUUUCUUUAUUUCUUUAUUCCUUUGAGGCCCUGCUUCACCGUCUGCCAUAGGCUAAAUCCCAGGAUAACAGCGAAUAUGGGAGAUCUAUCUAUCUAUCUAUCUAUCUAUCUAUCUAUCUAUCUAUCUAUCUAUCUAUCUAUGUACCAGGCCUUAUUUAUUUCUCUAUCAGGCCUUAUUUAUCUCUUUCUCUCUAUAUAUCAGGCCUUAUUUAUCUCUUUCUCUCUCUCUCUCUCUCUCUCUCUCUCUCUCUCUCUCUCUCAGGCCUAUUUAUGUCUUUCUCUCUCUCUCUAUCAGGCCUAUUUAUGUCUUUCUCUAUCAGGCCUUAUGUCUUUCUCUCUUUCUCUCUCUCUGUCAGGCCUUAUUUAUCUCUUUUUCUCUAUCAGACCUUAUUUACAUAUUUCUCUCUCUCUCUUUCACUACACAGAUAUACACGCACACCUUGUUUAUUUUUUCUCUUUUUAA